GCAGCCUUUCUUCUGAUCUAUCUCUUUCUCUUAAAUUAUAGUUGGGUUUUUGGGUGAAGGAGGAAAUAGGGGUUGUGGAAAAGAUGAGGAGGCGUCAGGUGGUUGUGAGGAGAAUGGAGGAGCCUUCAAGGAUCAGCACGAGUGUGAGAUAUAGAGAGUGCCAGAAGAAUCACGCCGCCAGUGUGGGAGGAUACGCCGUGGACGGGUGCAGGGAGUUCAUGGCUAGUGGCGAGGAUGGCACCGCUGCAGCACUCAACUGCGCCGCCUGCGGCUGUCACCGAAGCUUCCAUAGAAGGGAAGUUGACACUGAGGUAGUCUGCGAGAGCUCUUCACCUCCUAAUUCUUCAAAUGGGAUUAGAAGAAAUUAAAUUAGUUAUGGGAGUAUAGUUCUUGUUUUUAUGAAUGAAUUAAUGGUUUGAUGGUGCAUGUGCUGUUUUCCUUUCUAGCUUUUCUGAUUUUCUCUGGUUUCUACUUGAGUUGGGUUGAAUUGAUCAGUGAUCACCAAAACUCUCCCCACGAUAUAUAGUUAUGUAUAUGAAGGGCCAAAUCUAGAAAGUGUGUGUUUUGCUUUAGAUAUAUAUGAUAUGAAGGAAUUGUUCUAUCUU
This is a messenger RNA of Rubroshorea leprosula, 605 nucleotides long. The record is from the annotation of a GenBank genome assembly. Lineage: Eukaryota; Viridiplantae; Streptophyta; Magnoliopsida; Malvales; Dipterocarpaceae.